AUGCCUUCAAAUAAAAUUUACUACUUUGACUGCAAAGCUUUGGGCGAAGGAGCUCGUCUAUUGUUGGCGUAUGGUCAAGAAGGAUUCGAAGAUAUUAGAGUAACUGAAAAAGAAUGGCCCUCUUUAAAACCAACCAUGCCUUUCCAAACCAUGCCCGUCCUGGAAGUCGAUGGAGUAAAAUACUCUCAAAGUCUCGCCAUUGUACGCUACCUCGGCCGCAAAUACGGACUUUCGGGCAAAACAUUGGAGGAAGAUCUCUUGAUCGAUCAGAACAUGUAUUUCUUUAACGAUAUUCGUCUAGCUGCCUACGGUGUCUCACUUUUGCCUGAUGAGGAUCUUAAAGCUAAGCAAAAGAAAGAUCUCCACGAAAACUACUUACCAAAGGCAUUGAAAAAGUUGAACGAAAUCUUUAACGAGAACAACGGACACUUAGGAAUUGGAAGGCUUACAUGGGCAGACUUCAUGUUCGCGGGAACUUACGACCGAGUUAAGUUUCUACUUGAAAUACCUGACAUCGACGAACAAUACCCAGCCUUCAAAAAAUUACAAGACAAGGUAUUAUCAAUUCCUCAAGUGAAAGCAUACCACGAGAAAGCACCUAAAUCGAUUUGG
Molecule: messenger RNA, 612 nt
Organism: Brenthis ino (lesser marbled fritillary)
Lineage: Eukaryota; Metazoa; Arthropoda; Insecta; Lepidoptera; Nymphalidae
Source: the annotation of a GenBank genome assembly